AUGAGGAAUUUGGACCGAAAUGGCUUCCAGCGCUCCUGCAUCCAUGUGACCCAUUACACCCUCACGGCGUUCGCGGCGAUCGGAGCACUAGCGGCAUCAGCGUGCGUCGGUGAGCAGUUGAAGUCGGCUUCCUGCCUGUUGAGAUGCGCUGGGAGGAAACACUGUGAACACGAGUUCAUGCUGAUGAAAUUGAUCUGUUCAGUGAGCUCGAACCAGAGCCAUGGGGAGUACCCGGACUGCAGGAGCGAGCACGAGUCUGGGGGCGAGGCGUCUCUCUUGGUGUCUCCACUGGUGGUGGCGGGCAUCGUCAUAGGCCUGGUGCUCUUUCUAUCCUGCGUCACCAUCAUCGUGGGCAGUCUGCGCAAAGACAGCCGCUUGAGGAACCCGCACCUGAGAGCCAGCUAUGGUCCAGAUGGUUACUCCUUUGGCGGUUCUGUGGGAGAACUGAGGUCAAGCUGCUUAGAAGACUUUCCACCCGGUUUGGACUUUGACUCUUACAGUCUGUCACAAGUCAGUCACCUAUAUCCUGACUCGCCACCACGUUACGAUGAAUGCGUGGGCCCAGGUUGCACUCACAUCUACAUACCUACAGACGACCCCCCACCUUACUCGCUGUGGGACCCCUGUCGAGACGACACAGAGGGUGCGGAGGAAGGUCCCAGCACAGCCAGAGCCGCCUCGCUGCUCACGGAGCAUCAACACGUCACAUCCAUCUCUUUCCCUUCGGAGGCAGCGCCGCCGUACGAGGCGGUGGUGGCGGAGCAGGGGCAGCCCCUCCCUCUUGCGCCAUGUGACCUUUCAAAGCACCAAUCUGACAGAGAUGUCGACAGCAACAGGCGACAGUCGGCCAUCAGCCAGAACUCAUAG
Nerophis lumbriciformis (worm pipefish) is the source of this 867-nucleotide messenger RNA. The record is from RefSeq and is a predicted model, not a curated record. NCBI's taxonomy places the organism in Eukaryota, Metazoa, Chordata, Actinopteri, Syngnathiformes, Syngnathidae.